UAUAGAAGUCUGCAUUGUUUCUGUUCAUGCGAACUUUUUAUACGAUUGUAAUAUAUUUGCAGGAAAUAAUUAGCACUAAUGGGGAAGGUCAGAUCGAUUUCGCAUGCCUUAUUAGUUUAUACUUGUUCUUAUUUACAAAGGAAAACGCAUCAUACAGCUACCUGCGAUCAAUAAGCGCGUAUUAAAUGGAGCAAGUUAAAGCUGCCUCGGCUGCGCGGGGUGGCAGAUGUCUUUCUCAAAUGUCAGCGUCCAAUGUCAUUGGGGAUCGUGACCGGAGUGCGACCCGCCCCUGCAUGGAUCUUCGUGACCGACGUCGCCGAUCGCGAAGACGCCGACGUCUUCCGGGAAACUGGACUUUUUCCCUCUCUUCCAUCCAUCUCCUAUGAAUCUGUCGUGAAGAAAAAGUAGGUACUCCAAACAACCCUCAAGAUGUUCUUUAUGAAAAUGAUUCUUACAAAUAAUUAUUAAUAAACCCUAGAGUCGUCGAGGGAUAAAAUUGUCAAAGAAGAAACUCCGAGAUGGCGUACAAACAGCAACCGGUCCAGGACGAGCUGGAGAUGGAGACGAUGGCGGAGAUCGAGCUUUCGAGGUUAAAGAGGCAGUACAGAAUAAUGGAGAACGACCGGGCGGCGUGCGCGGAGGACGCGAGGCUGCAGCUUCGCAAUCAGCAAAACAUGAUUGAUCGUCUGGAAUACGAGAAAGCCGAACUCGUGCUGGCGAUCAAGACCGCGAGGUCGAAGACGUUCGUGCGUAAGGACAUGGAGAUGGACAGGAAGCUGAAGUGCCUGCUGACGAAGCGCGCCAAGUACAUCGAGCUGAUAGAGAACGAGAAGCAGCAGAUAGCCGAGCUCGACGAGCAGAUCGGCAAGCUUUCGAAGGAUGUCACGAGCAUGAAGAUGAAAAUGCGGACCGACGUGCAGUCGCGGGAGAUAGCGGCACGGCACACCAGGACGGUGCUCAUGCUGGAGAACCGGGUGGAGGUGGCCACGAAGAGGUUCAACCUGGUGAUCGCGGAGAACGCGAAGCUGCGCGCCGAGAUCGAGACCCUGCUGAAGGAACGGAGGCAGUUCACGCACAUGUGGAACAAGCUGGUCGGCCAGCUCAACACCGGCAAGCAGGUCAUCAACGACCUGAUCGAGCAGGCGACGGUCACGUUCAAUCAGCGGGACGAGGAGCUCAACAAGAUUCAGGCGCUUCGCGAGAGGGGGAUAAGGGACUUGAAGAACCACACAUCGGAGAUGUGCGAGCUGAAAAGGACUCUGGACAAUGAAAUGAAGCUGCAGGAGUUCCUCGGUGUGAAGGGACAGUUUCGUGAAAUGGUUGAUUUAAAUGCGAAAAAGGAAGCCGAGAGACAGGCUAAACGGGAGGAGAAGCAGAACAAGAUCGCGGCUUUCACGCAAAUCUUGCAAACCAUCAGACAAUUCACUGGCGAGCAAGAAAUCGACAAGCUCACCGCGCACUUCAUCAAGCAAGAGGAGGAGAAUUUCGCGCUCUUCAAUUACGUGAACGAGCUGAACGACGAGUUGGAGAGUCUUCAGGCGAGGAUGGAGCAGCUGACAGCGGCUAUUGAUGAAGCACAUGCUUUGAAUGUGCACCGCGACCAGCAGCAGGCUGAGACCUUGGAGAAGAUCACCAAGGACCUCGAGGAGCAAACCGCGCUAGCGGAUGCUGCAGAGGAAGAUCUUGCACAGUGCCACGACGUGAUGGACAAGCUGUUGCGGGGGAUCGAUAGCCUUUUCAAGGCGAUACGCUGCGACAACUCACCGAUUUUAGAAUUGCUAGGCGAUAACACUCACGUUACCAUGAGCAACGUCAUGCUCUAUUUGGGUAUUAUCGAGAAACAAAUCACCGAGAUGUUCCACAAGGUUUAUUGGAUAGACAAGGAAAGCAAACUUCCGCAGCUGCGGCUGGACGAGGAAAAGAAGCCCAGGUUAAAAGUGCCCGUCCUAAAUCGCAUCGUACCCACUCAACCCUGUAUUCUCUGCGUAGAACAAGAGCAGAUGCAGGUCGUCUUGGAGCGUUUGGAGAUACCGCUGACACGUGCCGAAGCCACGCAGAAGCUGCAACAAAGACUCAUGGAGGAUUAUACGGAGCUGCUUCACAACGUGUCCGCCUGCCAUUUACCAGCAGCUAGGAAGAUUAUUCAACGACGCUAUCAAUAAAGAGAAUUAACGACGGCACAUUUUCUUCGUGGAUUUGCAGCGUGACCUUUUGCUAAUGACGUCAUAAUGACAUUCGCGCAAAGCUCAAGAAGAUUCAGCCGACGAGCAAA
This is a messenger RNA of Pogonomyrmex barbatus (red harvester ant), 2272 nucleotides long. Its product is annotated as Coiled-coil domain containing protein 114. Lineage: Eukaryota; Metazoa; Arthropoda; Insecta; Hymenoptera; Formicidae. The record is from RefSeq and is a predicted model, not a curated record.